AUGGCCGAAGAUCAAGGAAAUCCAGAGCACCUGGCCUUUGAGUACGAUCGAGAGCCAGGACGAGAUAACGAGCAGCCAAGACCGAACCUGCCACCCGAGCGAACAAUGCGAGAAUACCAAACUCCAGCUAUGAAUGAGAACUAUUCGGGAAUCAGGAAACCGACGAUAGCCGCAAAUAACUUCGAGCUGAAGACGGGGCUAAUCAACAUGGUCAUGGCGAACCAAUUCUCCGGAGCAGCCACUGCGGAUCCGAAUCUCCAUCUUGCCAAUUUCUUGGAGAUUUGUGACACGAUCAAAGUUAACGGCGUUUCUGAUGAUGCCAUUCGGUUGAAGCUUUUCUCAUUUUCUGUCAGAGACAAAGCGAAGAGUUGGCUUCUGAGUCUUAAUCCAGGAUCACUCACCUGUUGGGAAGAAUUAUCACAAGCCUUUCUGGCACGAUUCUUUCCACCCUCGAAGACCGCACAACUACGAAGAGAUGUAGGCAAUUUCAGACAGAUGAGCCAAGAGCCGAUGCACGAGUCUUGGGAGAGAUUCAAAGACUUAUUACGACAAUGCCCUCAACACGGAUUCAACCCGUGGGAUCAAAUGGAGUUAUUCUACAAUGGGCUCGAUCAACCAGCCCGAUCUCUAGUCGAUGCUGCCUCAGGUGGAUCAUUGCAAAACAAGACUCCCACAGACGCUCGAGACAUUGUCGAGCGAAUGUGUGAAAAUGCUUACCAUUGGCCGUCCGAACGGAGUGGUAUACAAAAGGUGGCCGGAGUCCACCAACUCGAUCCUUUAGCCGCAGAUUCAGCACAAUUAGCGAUCCUAUCAAAUCAGGUCGCCCAAAUUUCAGUUCGAGGGCCACAGACCGAACGAGUAGCAGCAGCAAGUACCUCACAAGCCACAAACGACGAUUGGGAGCAGGCACACUUUAUGAACCACCGAUUCAACAAUUUCCGGGGAACCCACAAUCAGAACCAAAACCCUACUCAUUAUCACCCGGGAAUUCGGAAUCACGAGAACUUCUCCUAUGCCAAUCCGAAGAAUGCUCUACAACCACCUCCCGAUCUCAACCAUCAAAGAGAGCAACGAGGGCCAACGUAUGACGAGCGUCUUCACCGACAAGAACAGGAAAUGGAGGGCCUGAAAUCAACAAUGAAGAACAUGGAAAAGCAAAUAGGGCAAAUCGCCCAAUCCAUGUCCACAAUGGCCAAAGGUGGAUUUCCGAGCAAUACCGAAGUCAAUCCAAAAGAAAGCUGUCAAGCCAUAACCACCCGAAGUGGUUUGCAAAUGACCGAUCCUCCUUAUCCGACGGACGAAUCACCAAGGCCAGCUGUACAACCGACCCCGGUCGAGCCGGAAAUCACCAUUUCAGGGAGUAGUACAAAAGAGGCUAGUAAGCCCAAUAACAUUUCUUUUCCUGAUAAUCCCCCUCUUAUGGUAACUCCUAUUCCUUUUCCAGAAAGACAGAAGAAGAAGAAGUUCAAGGAUCAAUUGAAGAAGUUCAUCGAAAAGAUCAAACAGAUUCGAAUCAACAUCCCUUUUGCGGAAGCCUUGGAGGUAAUGCCAAACUACACCAAGUUCAUGAGGGAAGUCCUAUCCAAGAAAAUUCGAAUCGAAGAAGACACACCGGUGACACUCACGGCAACUUGCAGUGCCAUUCUUCAGUCGAAUCUACCACCAAAAAUGAAAGAUCCAGGGAGUUACACUAUUCCUUGUAUUAUUGGCAAUUCUACUUUCGAUAAAGCUUUAUGUGAUUUGGGGGCAAGUAUUAAUUUGAUGCCUAUGUCUGUGUUUCUAAAACUGGGCUUAGGAAAUUUGAACCGCACUCGCAUGACUUUACAACUAGCUGAUCGUUCAUUGAAAUAUCCCGAUGGGAUUGUAGAAGAUGUGCUAGUUAAAGUAGAUAAAUUCAUUUUGCCUGUUGAUUUUGUGGUACUUGAAAUGCCUGAAGAUGAUGAAGCACCAAUCAUUUUAGGUCGUCCAUUCUUAGCUACUGGUAAGGCGAUGAUUGAUAUGGAAUUAGGAUCUUUAAUGCUUAGGGUAAAUGGGGAAGAAGUUGUUUUUAAUUUGACAGAUGCAUUUAAACACUCUGAGCAUGUUGAGCAUUGCAGUAGAAUAGACGUGAUCGAGGACUGUGUUUCCUCCUUUUUUGAUUUGUAUGAAUUAUGUGAUUCUGUUGAGCACUGCAUUGUUAAUUCUAUUGAUUUGCAUUCUGCCUCCCCUGAAACUCCUAUUGAAAAUGAUGUGCUUGAUUGUGUGUUGUUUCUUGAGUGUGCCGAGACUUUGGGCGUAGACGAGGUAGGAAUCGUCCCCGAGAUACCAGUUAGUGUGAAUACGACCCCCGUACUAGAAUUGAAGCAAUUACCGGAUUAUCUUUGUUAUGCUUUUCUUGGAGCAGACAAGACUUAUCCGGUGAUUAUUUCUUCUAGUUUGAGCGAGGCCGAAACAAACACACUGCUGGAAGUCCUUAGAGAAUAUAGGUCAGCUAUAGGUUGGUCUAUUGAGGAUAUUAAGGGAAUUAGCCCGUCUAUUGUUCAACACAAAAUUCUAAUGGAAGACGUCUAUAAACCGAGAGUCCAACCUCAGAGGCGGUUAAACCUGUCAAUGAAAGAGGUAGUCAAAAAAGAAGUCUUGAAAUUGUGA
Molecule: messenger RNA, 2628 nt
Organism: Erythranthe guttata (spotted monkey flower)
Lineage: Eukaryota; Viridiplantae; Streptophyta; Magnoliopsida; Lamiales; Phrymaceae
Source: RefSeq, a predicted model, not a curated record